This is a messenger RNA of Hemisphaericaspora subhashii, 933 nucleotides long. RefSeq lists its product as uncharacterized. Lineage: Eukaryota; Fungi; Ascomycota; Pichiomycetes; Serinales; Debaryomycetaceae. The record is from RefSeq and is a predicted model, not a curated record. Bases 1 to 933 code for a protein of 310 amino acids. Gene Ontology annotation, cellular component: eukaryotic translation initiation factor 3 complex; cytoplasm. Gene Ontology annotation, molecular function: translation initiation factor activity. The transcript is spliced from 2 exons.
AUGGCAUCUGAACAAACGCAUACAUCUGAAAGUUAUCCAUCCUUAUUCUCAGGAGCAUUAUUAGGAUUUGAAGAUGAUAAUGAAUCUAUAGACAUCACUCAUGGAUUCCCAUUCCCAUAUCCAGAUCAAUAUGAAGGAGGAUCAUUUAGAUCAAGAAGUGGUGGACAAUAUCAAAAGGAUUUAUUAGAAACUUUUAAGAAAUUAGGAUAUGGAGUUGAAUUCCAAGGGUGGUUUCAAUCUACUAUUUCUGGUAAUUUUGUUACUAAUCAAUUAAUUGAAGGUUUAGCUCAACAACAAUUAGUGAAUAAGAAUACAUUUAUUUUAAUUCAUGAUAUGUCAUGUAUUGGUAAAGAAGUUGGAUUAAAAGCUUUAAGGUUAUCUAAAGAAUUUAUGAAUGUUUAUAAAGAUGGUAGAUGGAAAUCUAAAGAUUUAGAAUCAAAUAAAUUAUCAUAUUUUAAUAUUUUUGAUGAAUUAACUUUAAAAAUUCAAAAUCAAAGUUUAGUUGAUUUAUAUUUGGCUAAUUUACCACCGGUACCAACUACUGAAAAAGAACUUGAUAUCUUACAACUUUCAUCUAAUCAAAACUCAACUCCUCAGUUAUUAGAAUCAUUAUAUAGUCAAGUUGAUUCCUUUAAUUAUGAUCAAAAUAACUUUAAUUAUUAUCAAAGACAACAUCAUAAAGAAGUUUCCAAGAUUACUCAAUGGAAACAACAAAGAAAAUUAGAAAAUUUAGAAAGAGCUAAAAAGGGAGAAAAGGAAUUAGAUACAGAAGAAUGGAAAUCAAUGUUUAAAUUACCUUCUGAACCUUCAAGAUUUAACAAUUUAUUACAUAGUCAUGCUAUUGAUGUCUUAGCUGAUGAUGUUUUGAAGAAAUGUGGUGAAGAAUUAACCAAGAGUGUUGUCAUUGCUAAGAAGUUUACUGCUAAUAACUAA